GUCAGCUUCGUAUCUCCCACUUCCCUUUACUGGAGUCUGUUCGAGGCAGAGAGCAGUCAGGUCUGACAAAUCUCACUGGACGUGAAUGAAAUGUAACCUGUCCAAUCCCACAGAUGAGAACCAUGUCAGUGGGAAGCUGGGUCUGCUUGUUGGCUGCACUGUUGUCUCUAGCAUUUUCUGUGGCACACAACCACAGUGGGGAGACAGACAUCUACCAUGUGAGUGCUGGCCACCUCUUUUUGCUGAGGUGCCUCGAUGCUAAUGCUCACACCAACGUGACCUGGAGCAGAGCAGGGAAGCUCAACUUAAACCUGCCCACUGGAGUGGAAGUCAGGGAUGGGGUACUGUGGUUUCUGCCUGUACAGACUUCUCAUAAUGGAACCUACACCUGUGAGAAAAGGGAUGAGACUGGAUUAUCCAAGAUUACAUUUGAGAUGGUGGUGUCCACUGGAGAGUGUCCUGAUCCACCUGAGAACAAAACCAUUACCCAGGGAAUCAGUGGAGGUCUUCCUUGCAAACAGACAGAGAUCUUCAGGCUGAAUAACACAAGGAAAAUACGAUGGAUGAAGGACUGCCGCCCAGUGGAGCCCGUCUCUGUGGAUGAGAACGGCUACAUGAGGCUGCCCGCAGCCACCGAGAGGGACGCGGGGAAAUACACCUGCCUGGUAGACAUUAGCUUGGAUGGCAGGAAGUACACCGCUGCACGCAGCAUCCAGCUGACUAUUAACAGCGGUAUACACUCUACAGUUGUUAAAGAGCCGGAGCUGGUGUUCCCUCAACGGGAGGUGGUCGUGGUUAAAGUGGGUCAGAGUACAGAGCUGAAGUGCUUAGCCUACAUAGGCUUCAGUGAGGACAGUGACACUCUCAUGUACUGGACUGUUGACGGGACCUACACCGAGGACCACGAUGAACUCGAGGAAUCCUGGAAAUAUACUCACGACAAACAAAUGGUGUACGGUCUGUCCACUCUGUCCAUCUCUAAAGUUCUUCCUCAGUUCCUGAAUGUCCCUAUUCAUUGCUAUGUAAUGAGCUCUGCUGGAGCCAAAGUCGGCUUGGUGUUGCUUCAAGAAGCUGACUACAGUGUCCUCUACACCAGUGUUGCUCUCUGCCUCGCCGCCUCCUUGACUCUUCUGGGUCUGGCUGUGGCCUUCCUCUUCUUUAAAAUAGAUGUGGCAUUGGCCUACAGGAAACUGUUGAGGCAUUUUUCCAAACAAGCUCCAGAUGGGAAGCUCUAUGAUGGCUAUGUGAGCUUCGUCCAUACCGACACCCUGAGUUCAUCUGAGACAGUGCGCUUUGCACUGCAGCUCCUGCCUGGGGAGCUGGAGAAAAAACAUGGGUACUCCCUGUACAUCAGAGGACGGGACGACUGCCCCGGAGAAGCUGUACAUGAUGUCAUUGCUGCUGCUCUACGCCAGUGUCGCAGACUGAUAAUCAUACUGUCAACUGAGGGAAAUUCAUCCACUGAUGGCAGAACAGGGGAAGCAUCAACCUUAUGUAACGACCAAAACCGGCUCUGCUAUGAACAGAAAAUUGGCAUUUACGACGCUUUGACCCACAACAACCCCCGAGUGAUUCUUGUGGAAAUCGAUGGCCCGGUGGAUUACAGUCAACUGCCAGAGUCUCUUCAUUAUAUUAAGAGGAAACAAGGAGCUCUGAAGUGGAAGAAAGCCUCUCUUGGAACCCACAAACUCACCAAAUUGUGCUCAAACAGAAACUUCUGGAAGAAUCUGAGGUACCAAAUGCCCUCAGUGCCUGCAGGAAGACUCCAGACUAUUGUCUAAACAAAGCGAAAACCCCCAAGUUUUACAGAUGGGAUCCAGCAAAGAUGUUUUGUCUUGUCUGGCUGUCUGCCUUGCUCAUUAGCAGCCUGCACAAUGAAUUUCACAAUGUAUGCAGUCAGGUUGGAAAGACAUCUGCUGGAUUGUUUCUUGGUACAAAUCAGGAAUACUUUACAAAUACCUUUUUGCUCUCCAGAACAAAGAGGUUUAACACCAGGGUUACCAGUAUCAAAUAUAUUCAUUUAGAUUUUUUGCCUAUUCAUGCAUUGAUAUAUUUUUUAUAUUUCAGGCUGUUGUGGUUUGGUAAUUGCAGGAGUCACUAUUUGAUUUUAGCCUUUCUUUUAUCUUUUCUUCGCCACUAUCCUAUGAAAGUAACAAUAUGGUUCAGGGAAAGACAGAAAACUUUUCAAGAGCAGCUUACUCUCAGCUACGUCUUUAAUGCAUUCCAACAUUAAAACCUACAAUUACCGAUUUAACCUCGUUGCUGUUUUGAAGCUAUCCCUGACAAGUAUGUGACCUUUUGUUCUAUUAUUGAAGUCCUACUGACUGAGUGAAAUAUGUUGCUCAUGUGAGUGAUGAUUAAACAUACUUGAUCAUUAGGGUUGGGUAUUGUUUAGAUUGAAUUGGUUCUAAUUUCAAUUGAUUAUUGAUUCUGGAUUUUUAUCAAAUCCUUGCUUUGAUAUCUGGAAUAAGAUUUGAGUAGGAAAAUAAACCAAAACAUGCUAAAGGCAAAAACAGUUGUUUUUUAAAGAUUUAUGCUGCUAGAAAUAUUUGUGUCAUAACUGUUGGAAUGUAUUUUGUUAUUCUUUUUCCUCCAAAGCCAAAAUUAAUUUUCAUUACCACUGGUGAGAACUGGAAUAUUGAAAUUUGCCGGGGACAAGACAGUCAACAGAUUAGUUUUAGGGAGUCUGUUGCUGUAAUAACUGUAAUAAUUUAUGAUACUAAUGCAUAUUAACUCUAGUUUCUGGGAAAAGGAGGUUUGUGUCAGCCUGGUUGACUAAUCAAUCCAACUUGGAAUCCACCCUCUGUAGACUCCUAUGAGGCAUCUGGUGUGGGAAUCUACUGAGAUGCCCUCUGAUGGGAAAAUGCCCUGACAUGACAAAUGUCAUGCUGUGUUAUAUUUCAUGCCAGAGUGCAGUGUCUCCUCUCAUUUCUCCUCAAACACAAACAGACUGUAUGCAUCUUUUGCAUGAAGUUGACUCCAUGAAGAUUUCAGUUCUAGUUGAUUUAUCGACACUUGCAGUUACUGGUGGUAACUGCAAAUGUAGCUUAAAAGAUCACAGGCAUUAAAACAAACUAUUCUCGUUUUAAUAAAGAAGUCAGGAAAUAACUGGCUUCCAUCAUUCCGUGAGCAACCGUGAUCCGAUUUUACUCUGCACACGGCAUGAAUCUGUGAACAGCAGGACACAGUGAAAGGAGUUGGUGACUUGGCCGAGAAGUUGGACAUGUCAUCUUACUGCUCACUGUGGCUAAUCCUUCAUGUUCCUGUGAUAUUACAAAAAUGAUCCGCUGUCCAAAAAUGUAAAAAAAGAUUUUUUUAGAUGCAUUUUUGUUGAACAGUAGUGGUAAGUGCCAAGCUCACUUACAAACACAUUACAUUUCCUGUGAGUACUUCAUAACAGAAGUCAGCUCGUGUUUCACCAGUUAAAUGCGAAGCUGUAGCAGUUGGAAAUGUUCGGUUUGCACUAGCACUAACUUAAUACAGCAUUUUUUUUCUGGGAAUGUGAACACAGAUGUCCAGUUCGUAAUGUGAAUAGUUAUGGGGUGGAACCACUCCAUUUCUGCAUCAGUGAAUAGGCGUGUACACCACAGCUGCAGACUGUGUUUUGCAGAUUGAAGAUUUUAGGCUUUCAUUUCUGCCUCUGGUCUGUUUUGGUUCAGACCAUUAUAUUAAUGAGUUCUGUGACUUGUUUUAAUGGAAUGGUUCAACAUUUGGAUAAAUGCACUUAUUGGCUUUUUCUUUCAAAGCGCAAGAUGAGUAGAUUGAAACGAAUCUCAUGUCUCUGUGUUAAAUAUUGAAUAUUAAAUGGUUUUCCCUGAUUAGACGCUCUGUAAGAACUGUGUUGGCUUGUGGAGACAGUGUUUGACAUUUCCUUGCAAAUCAUUAUCUUCAACUUCAACUUUUUCAGAGAUCUAAUCAGUCAGGGUGCAAUGUCUG
This is a messenger RNA of Xiphias gladius (swordfish), 3936 nucleotides long. RefSeq names its product interleukin-1 receptor type 1 (gene il1rl2). Bases 114 to 1781 code for a protein of 555 amino acids. The record is from RefSeq and is a predicted model, not a curated record. Gene Ontology annotation, biological process: signal transduction. Lineage: Eukaryota; Metazoa; Chordata; Actinopteri; Istiophoriformes; Xiphiidae. The transcript has 11 exons.